Acanthosepion pharaonis is the source of this 3627-nucleotide messenger RNA. The record is from the annotation of a GenBank genome assembly. Lineage: Eukaryota; Metazoa; Mollusca; Cephalopoda; Sepiida; Sepiidae.
AUGAUUAAACAGGAAGUGUACAUUCAAACAGGAAGCUCGUUGAAUUACUUCCCUUGUUGUCCCGUAUUUCACGGCAGUUGUAAUUUGUUUCGUGCCCCACUGAUCGUUGAAGGCAGGUCAUUCAAAAUGGCUGAGUCAAGUCAGCCAGGCAGUGGUCUGUAUUAUACUCCUUGCUUGCCAGAACCUUCAGCAUCAGUUACUCCUAGUUUUGCCCCUUUCAACCAAACUGGUUUUGUUGUGCAUGAUGUCAAUCCGUUGAGUUACAUUUCAGGCUUUGGCAUGUUGCCAACCAGCUCAGCUGGUGCUUAUGCAGCGUACACACCAUCAGUGAUGGGAAGUCAUUAUAUACCUGCUGCACUUGCAGCAACUGCUCCACCUCCACCUCAAGUUGUCUAUGAUUUUGCUUAUCAACACCAAGAAAUACCCAACAGUGAACCCAAAUCCACAAUGGAUGACAACAAGUUUUACAAUAGAACAAAUGAACCUUCUCAUCAUAAGUCUUUCCAGAAGAGGCCCCCAGAAAGGAAUAAAGGAAUUAGCAAGUAUUUUGCAGGCAGUAGGAAUUCUCAGCCUCUAAAUGUUGCACCUCCUUUGUCCAGUAAAGAAAAUGGUCCCAAAUUCCACCAUGAAUCCAAAAACAGUUUCUAUCAACAAAGGUGGAAUGAUCACGAUCAUUCACAUUCAUCGAACCACCAUCAAAAUUAUUGGGAUCAGGAACAGCGCAAAUAUUCUCCGGGUAUUGCCAAUAACCCCAAGACCAGAAAUUGGAAAGAACCGAUACAGAAGACUCGACAUUAUAACCGAGUUUGGAGGAAUAACCAGCAGAGUAGUAAUACUGUAUCAUCCAGUGAAGCUUCCAAUUCUCAGCGGGACAAUGUGAAGGUUGAUAUGCCAAAAGAAAUGGAUCAUCCGUCAGGGGUUUCUGCAAAAGAUUUAUCAAACCAGAACUUGAAGCAGGUUCCUAGAAAUGAUUAUCAAAAGAAAACAAAUAACUUUGGCAGCGGGCCUCCUCCGCCUGCCUCUCCUGGUCCGCCACCUGCAGUUAGUAACCAUUCUCAGCUGAACUACAGAUCGAAUCCUGAUCAAUUUUCAUCGCACAAUCAAUCUUCCCAGUACAGAAACAGUGAAACAGAAUAUAGGUCGAGGGGUAAAGAUUCUGCUCGAGAUUAUCCUAAACCCUCUGAGGAAUGGUGGGGUAGGUCUCAGCAGAGGAAUAAAUAUAAAUAUGUUUCUCAGGAGAGAGAUUUCACCUCGAAGAAUCAAAAGAAACCAACCAGAGAAAUAAAUGAGAACAAAAAUGCUUCCGUAGCUGAAGCAGUUGCACCUGCCUCAAAUCCUGAUGAUGAAAACCAAAGAGAUUCAUUGAGUGUAUCAAAAAGUGGGCUCUCUCUCCUGCUGCCACUUGCUUCACAGAUAAUAAGAAAGGCUGGCGAUGUCCUGUGUGUCAAAUGGUCAGAAAGAAUAUACCUCAUCAAUAUAGAUGCUUUUGUGUGGAACCACCCUCAACGGAACCACUACGAUACACCUCAUUGCUGUGGAGAGCCUUGUCGUAAGAGACGAAAUGAAAACUGCCCUCAUUUAUGUACCAUAUUAUGCCAUCCUGGUCCUUGCCCUCCGUGCUCAUCAAAUGCUCUCCGGAAGUGUGUCUGUGGGAAAAAAAGUCAAGUGACAAAAUGUGGCCAGAGUGUGUGUUUCCAAUGCACAGAGCCGUGUGGUAAACUAUUGGAGUGUAAAAAGCAUUCUUGCCAAAAAGUAUGUCAUGCAGGCAGCUGUCCAGAAUGUGAAGUGAUCCUAAAACAAAAAUGCUAUGGUGGACACACAGAAAAGUAUCUUGCUUGCCAGGAGAAUUCCACUGAAGAUGCAUCAGAAUUCAGCUGUGGACAAGAGUGUAAAAAAUUGCUCUCUUGUGGUAACCAUGAGUGUCAGGAAUUAUGUCACAUUGGAGACUGCUCUGAUUGUCCCUUGUUACCAUCUAAUGUCACCCACUGUCCCUGUGGACAAACACCACUUGCUGAUCAAUCUAGAACUCUAUGCACUGAUCCAGUUGCUACCUGUGAUAAAAUCUGCAGCAAACCUUUACCAUGUGGUCCUGCAGAUAACCAUCAUGUUUGUCAACAAAAAUGCCAUAAUGGACCGUGCGGCCCUUGCAAGGAAGUUACAUAUGUACGAUGCCGUUGCAAAAUCUUUGAGAAAGAUUUCCCAUGUGCUGAGGCACUUAAGUUCAAUGAGGAAAAUCCUUUUCUAUGUGAAAAACGUUGCAAUAAAAAAAGAAACUGUGGCAAACACAAAUGUUCACAGCCAUGUUGUGUGCGAACUGUGCAUGAUUGUGAACGCGAAUGUCGCAACUUGCUCACUUGUGGACUCCAUAGAUGUGAGCGCCCUUGUCACCGUGGUAACUGUCCUCCAUGUUUGUUAGCCAGUUUUGAAGAGUUGACUUGCUACUGUGGCGCUGAAGUAAUCCAUCCUCCGGUACCUUGUGGCACCAAACCUCCAGAGUGCUCAAAACUUUGUACUAAACCUCAUGCUUGUGACCAUCCAGUUCACCACAAAUGUAAUAGUGAUGAUCAGUGUCCACCUUGUACAGUCCUCACCUCAAAGUUGUGUAUGGGCGGUCAUGAACUACGUCGAAAUAUUCAUUGUCAUAUUAAUGAUGUCUCAUGUGGAAUGCCUUGCAAUAAAGCUCUUCCAUGUGUUCAACACAGAUGUAAAAAGACUUGCCAUAAAGGACCAUGCCAAGCAGAAGGUGAAUCAUGCAAUCAGCCUUGCCAGAAUGUACGGCCUGCCUGUGGUCAUCCUUGUAAUGUGCCCUGCCAUCCAGGCUCAGAAUGCCCAAGAGUGGCAUGCAAAUCACAGAUAUCAGUAAAAUGUCCUUGUGGAUAUCGCUCUGCCAGCAUCCAGUGCCUUUUAGGAGAUGACAAUAUCACCACAGAAUUUUCUAAAAUUACUCUGGAUGAUCUGAAGAAUAUGUCACUUGGAAAUGAUGUCGACAUUACCAAAUUUGGGCGAGGAGCCAAAUCUGGACGGAGACAGCUUGAUUGUAAUGAGGAAUGCAGCAUUCGAGAGAGGAACCGGCGCAUGGCUUUGGCUCUGGAAAUCAAAAAUCCAGAUCUCUCUUCCAAAUUGGGUAAUCCUCCCUAUUCACAGUUCUUAAAAGAUUUUGCUAAGCAACAUUCACAAGUUGUUACUUCAAUUGAAAAAUCGUUGUCAGACUUGGUCCAGAGUACAAAGCAGACAAAACAAAACUAUAAAAGUCACUCAUUUCCUCCAAUGAAUAAAGAACAACGUAAAGUUGUUCAUGAACUUGCUGAGCAUUAUGGCUGCCAAACUGAGGCUUAUGACAUGGAGCCUAAUCGCAAUGUUGUUGCCAUUGCACGAAAAGAUAAAUGUUGGCUGCCAAGUGUAACACUGACUGCAAUGCUGCAAAAGGAUCGCAAAGUUCCACUCCCGAUUACACAUCUGCUUGACGAUAAUGAAAGACGAGCAACAUCUUCAAAACAGGGCUGUGUUGUAUUGAACAAGAUGUCUCGUAAUUCUACUACUAAUGCUACUACCACCGUUACUACAGCUGCUGCUCCUCCGGCCAAACCUGCAGACAAACCUAUUAUUGAUUAUUUUGAUAUGAGCUGA